AUGUAUUCGAAAACACAGCAUAACGUUGGCUAUGGUGCAGUCGUUGCCCGCAUUCCCGCGCAUGCGGUCACCAAAUUACUUAUGCUCCUAUUCGGUGUCAUCUAUCCUGCCUGUACAGAGUUGGCGGCAGAAAUCAUGUCUGUGGAACAAGCCAAGGCCUACAAGGAAUACAUGUUCGUUGUCAGUGGGAAGCCGAUGAACAGCACCAAGCAAUCGCAGACAUUGUCCUAUCACACUGAACGGAUCAUUCGUAUUCCUCUCGGGCACCGUGACUUUCGACAAGUGAUGUGCAGCAUCCUGGUCAACAUUGCCAAGGUUGAUUUUGGGCAACCCGACGAGGACGACGAAGAUCUGCAUAUUAUACACUCUCAAUUCAACCAUGGGGUGAAGGUGGCGGAGAAGCAUUAUGGUCUACAAUCUAACGAUGCGAUCCCUCAGAUUUCUCACACUGCGGUUGCUGCCAUGCAGCUGGUUUCGGUGUGUUACCAUGUGAAACUGUCUCUGCUCCCUCCUUCCUAUGCGUCCACCUUGGAUGCCUUGCCUGAGAACAACCAGGAGCAGCGUCUGACGGAUCUGGUUAUUCCGUUGAAGCGACAUCUGGCCACGGAGAUGGGUCAGCUUAAAGGCGAUCUGAAGACUUGGAUCACAGAUAUUAUGGAUAGGAGAAUUGCAGGGAUAUUGGUGCACCUGCUGAAAGAGCUUCGUCCUUCUCUGCAAUCCACUUCUCAAAUGCAGGUCAUCCAAUCGCACACGAAUCGCUCACGGCCGCUUGUCGUGCACGAGGGUCUAUCUCAGACGCUGUUGUCUAUCCUUCCCAGUUCUCAGCUGCUUCGAUGGACCAUUCCUGAGCAGGCAGAGCUCGUGCAGUCAUCAUUGGGAUCGAAACAUGUCUUGGCUAUUCUACCGACUGGCAGUGGAAAGAGUCUCGCAUUUUUUGGUGCUGCGAUGCAGUCUCCUGACCAUCUGUAUAUUGUCGUCAGUCCUCUCGUCGCCCUCACCAAUGACCUCAAGCGUCGGCUAGGACAGACUCGUUUAGCAGGAGACCUCUGGAAUGCUCACCUGGAUGGCUCUCGGAUGCAGAUUGUGCUGGUAUCCAUCGACGUGGCAGUCAGGAAUGAUUUUUCGGUCUGGGCAGAGUCAUACAAGUAUCGACUGAAGCGAAUAUUCGUGGAUGAAGGCCACCUUCUGUAUGCCCACCAAAAGUUCCGUCAAUGCAUGGAUCUUCUCUCGAACCUGAUGCGCCUGUGCAAACCUAUCACCAUCCUCUCUGCGACUAUUUUUCCGCAAUCGGAAAGCCUCAUUUGUGAGAGGUUAGGCAUCGACCUCGCUCAUGUUCACGUCAUUCGCGUGUGCAUAGAACGCACAAACGUACGCUACCGGGUAAGAUAUGUGAAGCCCGCACUUCCACCGGCAGAACCGCAGACAGAUUCUUUCCAACCUGAUCCGAACAUGGUUGCAGAACUGAUGUGCAUCCGCAACACUCAUUCUCUGGAUGAGAAGUCUCGCGGCCUAAUUUAUUUUACCUCUAUCACGAAGCUCAAUGCCUUUGCUGCUAAGCUUGGUCUUGCAUCCUACCAUGCAGAGAUGGUUCAAGGCGAUCCAGUGGUGAACAAUGCGCUAAAAGCUGACGUUGUGGAUGCGUGGUGCAAGGGCAAAGAACCUGGGCACCGCUGGCUGUGUUGCACUCAGGCAUUUGGAGCGGGUGUGGAUUAUCCGCAUGUCAGGGUGGUGGUACACGUUGAUCCGCGCGCUGCCAUGUUCUACCUGCAAGAAAGUGGACGGGGAGGUCGUGAUGGGGAUCCGUAUUUUUCAUACGUGCUUUGGCAGAAGAAACCAUUUCUGGCGGACCCCGAACUUGACCCUCACGUCGGUGUUCUCCCCAUGUUGGAAUUUCUCACUACCAGGAGCUGUAGGCGAGUGGCGUGGUAUGACAUUAAUCCCCAUGUUCAUUCUUGCUGCGCGAUGAAUGCGGAGAGGUGUGAUAAUUGUAACAAGAUGUCUGAGGUAGGACAUCUUUUGCGUUAG
This is a messenger RNA of Laetiporus sulphureus 93-53, 2025 nucleotides long. RefSeq names its product P-loop containing nucleoside triphosphate hydrolase protein. NCBI's taxonomy places the organism in Eukaryota, Fungi, Basidiomycota, Agaricomycetes, Polyporales, Laetiporaceae. Gene Ontology annotation, molecular function: four-way junction helicase activity; nucleic acid binding; 3'-5' DNA helicase activity. The coding region runs from base 1 to 2025 and encodes 674 amino acids. Gene Ontology annotation, cellular component: chromosome; cytoplasm. The transcript has a single exon. Gene Ontology annotation, biological process: double-strand break repair via homologous recombination. The record is from RefSeq and is a predicted model, not a curated record.